Molecule: messenger RNA, 1286 nt
Organism: Boeremia exigua
Lineage: Eukaryota; Fungi; Ascomycota; Dothideomycetes; Pleosporales; Didymellaceae
Exons: 1
Coding region: 197-1126 (309 amino acids)
Source: RefSeq, a predicted model, not a curated record
UAGAACGACCGUCUAUCAGUCUCAUCAUCACAAUCAGUCAACAGUUUCCUAUCAUCUCCUUUUCCUUUGGUCUUUUUCCUUGGUCUAUUUCCUUGGUCUCUUCAUUUCCUACCAUCUCAUCUUCCAAUUUCUCAUCUCUUUCGAGCAUUUCUUUAAUCCCUCUACUGUCCCACCAAUUCCCUUAGUCUACUUCAAGAUGCAGUUCCUCACUUCCCUCUCCCUCGCCAUCUCCCUCGCCACUCUCACCAACGCCGUUCCAACCCUGACCGAGCGCUCCACCAACUUCUGCCCCGGCCAAUCGCACCUGACUCCCGCUAUCCAAUGCUCGAGCGGCUUCAGCGGCUGCGUCGACUACGCCCGAGGCUCGGCGGUCUGCACCGGCCCCAAGCGCUUCUUCAACGACUGCUCUGGCGCUCCAGGGCUAGGCUCGUUCUUCAAGUGCGCCAACGGCUUCGCUGGAUGCAGCACGAACCCGGGUGUUUGCGAUACUGCGCCUUCUACCCGCUCAGUUGCUCCCGGCACUUGCGCUGAGGGUCAGGGCAGCUGGUACGUCUGCGCCACUGGCUUCAAGGGCUGCAGCACCGACCCGACCGUCUGCGAUCCCAAGCCCUCAAGCUCCAGUAAGGCCUCUCCGGGCCAAACUACUCCUGCUCCCGGUACCUGCGCUGAGGGCCAGGGCAGCUGGUACGUCUGCGCCACUGGCUUCAAGGGCUGCAGCACCAACCCGCGCAUCUGCGACCCAGCCCCCGUCCCACAGGCCCCCGCUGGCACACCUCCCUCCUCCGACUGCCCCGCCGGCUCCGCGUUCUACGUCUGCGCCAACGGCUUCCGCGGCUGCUCCACCAACACCGCCGUCUGCGACAAGCCCGCCUCCGUCCCCAUCACCACGACCCCCGUCGUCCCCGCCCCCAAGUCCGCCCCGAUCUGCGCCGCGGGAACGUGGUACGCCAGGCCCAGCGAGUGCGCCAGCGGCUUCGUGGGCUGCACAGGCGAGUCCAAGGUCUGCGGUGGUGAGAAGAGGUUCUGGGGGUCUUGCCCGCCGAACCAUGGAAACUACUUCAACUGCGCGAACGGGUUUGUGGGUUGCACGACUGACAUCUCCAUUUGUGAUAAGAAAGUUUUGUGAGGUGAUGGUCAGCGAUGGGAUAGUGAUUGUCUUGUGGCGUUGGGUGGGUUCCUCAUAGAGUUUUAGUUUGUGGUCGAUUCGGAGUUUCUUCGUGAGCGUAUAUUGUUUAGUCGUAUUGUGAUUUAGAUGUUGUAAUUCAUGGCUUGACUUGGCUAAUACA